CGUGCGGGCCAUUAAAGCUCAGGGACAGCACACCUUCUCCUUGUGCACCAUUCAGUCGGCUUUUCCUGCAGCGUCCCCUUCUCACUGCACACAGAUCCACCGCUGGUGAAUUCGUGUGUAUUUAAUAUGUGCUCCCUAUAGCUAAUAUUUACAGCAACUGGUUAUCCACUCUGGUUGAUUUGCAGGUGCAUCAUGUGUUGGAAAUGGUAUGUCAGGGUGCACGCGCACAGCAUGUUCCCUCCCCGAACAGGAGGGUAGACAUUUCACAGGACUUCAAAACCCAAUGCAUUAAAAUUACAAAACAAAACACCAACUAUUUUGGGAUUCACAUCGAAAUGGCAACAUAUGCUACACAUUAAACAUCAGCCGCUACCGAAAGUUUAGCUAUUCUGGGUCCAUCCUGAAUGGUGCUGAAGAUGCACAGAGCAGAUGCCUCCCUACCUCCUCCCGUCCUCUUGGAAGCUCCCUUGCAGGUCCAUCUGUGGGUACCAAAGUGCUGGAAUGCUCCUUCUGUUCGCCUGUUUGCGCGGCACUGGCAGGAUGGCUCCCCGGUCACAUAAGGCAGCUGGGCUUCUGCAAGGCUCUGCUCAGGGCAUGGGGCAGCGCUGGCAGGAUCAGGGGCUGUGCGAGAGCCAGAGCUGGCGGCAGCAGCAUGCGUGCGGCGUCUGAGGCUCAGGGCGCGAGAACCACAUAAGGUGCCCGCCGGAGCCUCCCACCUCGCCUGUCUCAGCUUCCCCCGGCAGAAACUUCACGGCUCCCUCACGCACGGUCCAGGCUUCUCCGGGGGGGCUUGGCACCGACAGCCGCAUGCAUGACACUCCGAAAAGGAGAGAAAAUGACCAUAAGUAUCCAGGAGCACAUGGCUAUUGACGUCUGCCCUGGCCCCAUCAAACCCAUCAAGCAGAUCUCCGACUACUUCCCCCGCUUCCCCCGUGGGCUCCCCGCCGCCGUCGGCCGCAGCAGCACCCUGCGCUCUGCCGUCAGCCAGCCCUCCGUCAGCCCUGCCGAGGCCCCCCGUGAAGAGGAUGAGGACGUGGACCAGCUUUUCGGGGCGUAUGGCACGACACCCACUGAGCAGCCAGCCAAGUGCCAAGCACCUGAGGAGGUGGUGGACCCUGAGGGCUACGAGUCCGACGACUGCACCACGCUGGGGACGCUGGAUUUCAGCUUGCUCUACGAUCAAGAAAACAACGCACUCCACUGCACGAUCAAUAAAGCCAAGGGCCUGAAGCCGAUGGACCAUAAUGGUUUGGCUGAUCCAUAUGUCAAAUUGCACUUGCUUCCCGGAGCCAGUAAGGCGAAUAAGCUGAGAACCAAAACGCUGCGCAACACGCUGAACCCCACCUGGAAUGAGACACUCACCUACUACGGCAUCACCGACGAGGACAUGAUCCGCAAGACCCUCCGGAUCUCGGUCUGUGAUGAGGACAAGUUCCGCCACAACGAGUUCAUUGGGGAGACGCGGAUCCCGCUGAAGAAACUGAAGCCCAACCAGACCAAAAACUUCAACAUCUGCCUGGAGAAGCAGCUGCCGAUAGAUAAAACAGAGGACAAGUCGCUGGAGGAGCGCGGCCGGAUCCUCAUCUCCCUCAAGUACAGCUCGCAGAAGCAGGGGCUGCUUGUGGGCAUCAUCCGCUGCGCCCACCUGGCCGCCAUGGACGCCAACGGCUACUCCGACCCCUACGUCAAAACUUACUUGAAACCAGAUGAGGACAAGAAAUCAAAGCAUAAGACGGCAGUGAAGAAGAAGACGCUGAACCCCGAGUUCCAUGAGGAGUUUUGCUACGAGAUAAAGCAUGGCGACCUGGCGAAAAAGACCUUGGAAGUCACAGUGUGGGACUACGAUAUUGGGAAAUCAAACGAUUUCAUAGGUGGAGUCGUGUUAGGAAUCAAUGCCAAAGGCGAGCGGCUGAAGCACUGGUUCGACUGCUUGAAAAACAAGGACAAGAAAAUCGAGCGCUGGCACACGCUAACGAACGAGCUGCCGGGGGCCGUCCUCAGCGAUUGAGCGCCACGGGAGCCGCUCCCCGGGCGGGCACAGCUCUGCCGCCCACCGCCUUUGGACUUCUCUCGUUUACGGCUUUGGAUCCGGGGGAUCGUGGUACCGGGGCAGUCGGGAGAGCGGGACACCCCGCGCCACGGCCUGGCUGCAGGGAAACCCUGCCCAGGGAAGACGGCAGCGGCGGUUUGCUCUGCUCAGCAGGUCCCGUCCCCUAAAGGCUUGUCCAAAAUGCCUCUUUGCACCCUGACACACUCUCACACACACUCACGGGCAUGCACAGACACACACACACGCGUGUGCGCACGCACGCACACGGGCACCACACGCCUGCAUGCACUGCGGUUCCGACUCCUCUCCUAACUCUUUGCUAUACUGAAUUACCUUCUCCCUGCCUUGCAAUUCAGUGGCAAAAAUGAAUGCAUCAGUCGUCUCCGUCCGUGUAUCUAAUAUGAGCAAAAGGCGUCACUAAAACCUGGGACUAUUUUCUCGAGGCGAUUGUGCCAUAUUUCUGGUGGUUUGUCAGUCUCUGUGGUUUGGGCCUAAACAGUCUUUUAUGCAUUUAAAGCUCCUCCAUUGGAAUGAUUGUGUCCCCCGGUAACCUAGGAAGACUCUUUGCUUUUCUUCCAGAAAUGUUGUGCUCGUCCUUCUCCGAUAACCUGCGUGAAGUUGGCCAGCAAGCUGAAAGCGAUGUGCGGACCACGGCUUCCCUCUCCCUGUCCCCAGGAGCGGGUGGCUUCACCUUUGCGGAAUCGAGGGGGCAAAAUCAAAAAGCGAAGCGAAGCCACCGGCUAUUCCUGCUUCCCGGGACUGGCAGCGAAACCUCACGCUGCCCUCGCAGCAGCCGCUCUCCUAAUGAAACCAUGCCUUCCCACCCGGAACCACCCAGCCCAGGCUAUUUUUCCGGCAUUCCCGUUAAAUUUUUCUAUCACUUUUCCUUUAUUCCUUCUUUUCCAAUUCAUGCCGUUACCCUAAAACCCAACCAAGGUGCUUUACACUGCAAUCGUGUUAACACCUCGUUUGAUAUGGGGGCGGGGGGGGGGG
Molecule: messenger RNA, 3043 nt
Organism: Chroicocephalus ridibundus (black-headed gull)
Lineage: Eukaryota; Metazoa; Chordata; Aves; Charadriiformes; Laridae
Gene: DOC2B
Product: double C2 domain beta
Exons: 11
Coding region: 812-2008 (398 amino acids)
Biological process (GO): regulation of calcium ion-dependent exocytosis; exocytosis; spontaneous neurotransmitter secretion
Cellular component (GO): synapse; membrane
Source: RefSeq, a predicted model, not a curated record